UGAAGGUGCCCUUCCCUCUCGCCUUUCUUCUCUAUGGUCGCUUCCUUUGGUGACGGGAAAUGGGGUCUCGGCGCCUGCGCAAAGCCGACCUGGGCGCUAGUCGUGGAGGGAGGGGGCAGGGAGCGGGAGCUGCCGCCGCCGCCGGAGCUAACCGCGGGGACCGAGAUGCAGCUGCUGCCGCUCACCCCGUGUCUUCUGGCCGCUUCCCUCUUUGCUGCCCCUCCCCACAGGCUCCCCCUCUCCACCUCCUGGGGACCAUCAUGAAUGGUGCCCCUUCCCCAGAGGAUGGGGCCUCCCCUUCCCCUCCCCCCUUGCCACCGCCCCCUCCUCCUAGUUGGCGGGAAUUCUGUGAGUCCCAUGCCCGGGCUGCUGCCCUGGACUUUGCCCGCCGAUUCCGCCUCUACCUGGCCUCCCACCCCCAGUAUGCAGGUGCUGAGGCUGCCUUUUCCCGCCGUUUUGCUGAGCUCUUCCUGCAGCACUUUGAAGCUGAGGUGGCCCGGGCCUCUGGCUCCCUCUCGCCACCCAUCCUGGCUCCCCUGAGUCCUGGUGUGGAGAUCCCGCCACAUGACCUGUCCCUUGAGAGCUGCAGGGUGGGUGGGCCCCUGGCUGUGCUAGGCCCUUCUCGAUCAUCUGAGGACCUGGCCAGCACCCUCCCUUCCUCGGUCUCUUCCUCUUCUACGACCUCCUCGAAGCCGAAGCUAAAGAAACGCUUCUCCCUCCGUUCAGUGGGUCGCUCCGUCCGUGGUUCAGUCCGUGGCAUCCUGCAGUGGCGGGGGGCUGUUGACCCUCCCUCCCCUGCUGUGCCCCUAGAGACCUCAACAGGCCCCCCAGUCUUAGGUGGAAACAGCAACUCCAACUCCUCUGGUGGGGCUGGGACCAUUGGCAGGGGACUGGUUAGUGAUGGACCCUCCCCUGGGGACAGAUGGACUCACCGUUUUGAGAGGCUGAGACUCAGUCGGGGAGGGGGGACCUUGAAGGAUGCAGCAGGGAUGGUGCAGAGGGAAGAGCUGCUGAGUUUCAUGGGGGCUGAAGAGGCAGCCCCUGACCCAGCUGGAGUGGGCCGGGGGGGAGGGGCAGCCGGGCCUACCUCAGGGGGAGGAGGGCAGCCUCAGUGGCAGAAGUGUCGCUUACUGCUUCGGAGUGAAGGAGAAGGAGGAGGAAGUCGCCUGGAGUUCUUUGUACCACCCAAGGCGUCCCGGCCACGACUUAGCAUCCCCUGCUCCACUAUCACUGACGUGCGGACGGCCACGGCCCUGGAGAUGCCUGACCGAGAGAACACAUUUGUGGUUAAGGUGGAAGGCCCUUCAGAAUACAUCCUGGAGACGGCUGACGCACUACAUGUGAAGGCCUGGGUGUCUGACAUCCAAGAAUGCCUGAGCCCAGGACCCUGCCCUGCUACCAGUCCUCGUCCCAUGACCCUCCCUCUGGCCCCUGGGACCUCAUUCCUUACGAGGGAGACCACAGACAACCUGGAGCCUCCUUGCCUCAAUCACUCAGAGAGUCUGCCCAGCCAGGAUCUGCUGCUGGGCCCCAGCGAGAGCAAUGACCGCCUGUCGCAGGGAGCUUAUGGGGGCCUCUCAGACCGCCCCUCGGCAUCCAUCUCCCCCAGUUCUGCCUCCAUUGCCGCCUCCCAUUUUGAUUCAAUGGAACUACUUCCCCCAGAAUUGCCCCCCCGAAUGCCUAUUGAAGAGGGACCCCCAGCAGGGGCGGUUCAUCCCCUCUCAGCCCCUUACCCACCCCUGGACACUCCGGAGACAGCCACAGGGUCAUUCCCGUUCCAGGGGGAGUCAGAGGGAGGUGAGGGGGACCAGCCCCUCUCAGGGUAUCCUUGGUUCCACGGGAUGCUCUCUCGACUCAAGGCCGCCCAGCUAGUACUGGCGGGAGGCACCGGCUCCCAUGGUGUUUUCCUGGUACGGCAGAGUGAGACAAGGCGGGGCGAGUAUGUCCUCACUUUCAACUUCCAGGGCAAGGCUAAGCACCUGCGUUUGUCGCUGAAUGAAGAAGGUCAGUGCCGGGUCCAGCACCUGUGGUUCCAGUCCAUUUUCGAUAUGCUCGAGCAUUUCCGGGUGCACCCCAUCCCGCUGGAGUCUGGAGGCCCCAGUGACGUUGUCCUUGUCAGCUAUGUCGUAUCCUCCCAGCGACAGCAGGGCCGGGAGCAGGCCGGGAGCCAUGCAGGGGUGUGCGAGGGAGAUCGAUGCUACCCCGAUGCCUCCUCCACCCUCAUGCCCUUCGGAGCGAGUGACUGUGUAACCGAACACCUCCCAUGACCUACCCCAGCCCCCUGAACCCCCUUCAUGGACAGACCCCCCACAACCUGGGGCAGAAGAGGCGUCGGGGGCGCCAGAAGUGGCGGCAGCAGCAGCCGCAGCAGCCAAAGAGAGGCAAGAGAAAGAGAAAGCGGGCAGUGGAGGGGUCCAGGAAGAGCUGGUCCCCGUGGUUGAGCUGGUCCCCAUGGUUGAAUUGGAAGAGGCCAUAGCACCUGGCACGGAGGCCCAGGGAGUUGCUGGAUCUAGUGGGGAUCCUGGGGUGACCCUGAUGGUGCAGCUCCAGCAGCUGCCACUAGGGGGCGAUGGAGAAGAAGGGGGCCAUCCCAGAGCCAUUAAUAACCAGUACUCCUUUGUGUGAGGCACCCUCUCCCACCCUUUCUCCGCUCUUCUUGCUCCCCAGCCGUCAGUUGGAGAGACUGGGGCUGGGCCACGACACAGAGGAGCGGUAGGAAUCCCUCCCCACAUGCUUCCUGACCCUUGAAGGCCAAGGGCAUGUAUGAUGGUACAAGAAAAGGUUUAAGAGCCCUGUUAGCUCCCCAGUUCAUACACUACAGGUGCCCUGUCCCCUGGGCAGGGGAUUCGGUUCCAUGACCUCCCUUAGGGGCUCUAUGGUCAACCCCACCCCUGGGGGCCAUUUCCCUAUUAACACCCCCCCAGCCCAAGGAAGGGUGUGGGGGAAGGGCUGUCAGUUAUAUUAAGGUGGUUGUUGUUGUUGUUUUAAACAAAAUGGAGAAGCAUAAAUAAAUAAAAGGGUUUAUCUCAGUUCCAUCGUGA
This is a messenger RNA of Condylura cristata (star-nosed mole), 3041 nucleotides long. RefSeq names its product SH2B adaptor protein 1 (gene SH2B1). Gene Ontology annotation, biological process: intracellular signal transduction. Lineage: Eukaryota; Metazoa; Chordata; Mammalia; Eulipotyphla; Talpidae. Gene Ontology annotation, cellular component: plasma membrane. The transcript is spliced from 10 exons. The coding region runs from base 60 to 2267 and encodes 735 amino acids. Gene Ontology annotation, molecular function: transmembrane receptor protein tyrosine kinase adaptor activity. The record is from RefSeq and is a predicted model, not a curated record.